GAUGAAACUUCUCUACGCACACUGCAAUUUUUGUCUCUAACGAUGAGUGCUGACCAGAAACCAAAAGUGCUCCUAUUUGGCGUCGGCAGCGUUGGCGCCGUGUACCUCUACCUCCUCUCCAAAGUCGCUUCCACAACCGCGGUAUGCCGAUCCAACUACGAUAUCGUCAAGGCCAAUGGCUUCACCAUUCAUUCAUCUAUAUUCGGCGACAAUCUGCAUAUCCAGCCCAACGUUGUGCGGAGUUGCGAUGCAGCCGCUUCGCAGGACACUAGACCAUUCGACUACAUCCUCGUCUGCUGCAAAGUCAUCCCUGGAGUUCCGAAUCUCAUCAAGCCAGCCGUCACACCAGGCCGCACCGUCAUCGUGCUCAUACAAAACGGGAUAGGCAUCGAAGCCGAGUACGCCACGGCCUUUCCCAACAAUCCCAUCGUGACCGGCGCAGUAUACUGCAAGACAACGCAACGCCCCGCUGGAGUCGUUCGGCACGACGAAGUUGAGCUGCUAGAGCUCGGCAGCUAUCCUUCUUCAGCCUCAAAUGGACACGCAGAGGCCUUCGUCAAGCUCAUACAAUCUACCGGCGCGACCGCUGAACUCCACGACGAUGUGCAGACCAAGCGCUGGUACAAGCUACUCGUCAACGCAUCCUGGAACCCCAUCUGCGCGCUUACCAUGUGCACCGACGUAGGAUUCCUGCAAAGCUCGUCACUAGCCACUACCUUUGUUCUCGACAUUAUGCUCGAAGUGUGCGCGAUCGCGGACGCGUACGGAUACACGUUUCAGAGGGAGGAGGCCGAGUAUCAGCUCGCGAGGGCGGUGGCGAGGAUUGAGAGGGGGAAUGCGGUCGAGCCGAGUAUGCUCCAGGAUGUGAGGGAGGGGAGGAGGAUUGAAGUCGAGGCUAUUGUUGGGAAUGCGGUGAGGAUGGGGAGGGAGAGGGGGGUGAGGUGCGAUAAGUUGGAGUGUUUGUAUGUGCUUGCGAAAGCGCGGGAUGCGCAGCUGGGGAGGGACAAGGCGGAUAACUUGGUCUGAAGCCAUUCGACGCCUUGAGCGAAGGCCAUUCGUACGUUCUAUGAGUUGAUAGCUGACGUCCCGACAUUCCCGUCCUCCCAGCAUUGACGGUGCUCGUCUGUCUCAGGCUCGGACGUACUCUCCCUUUCACUUCAGGAUCGAGACAGUAUCUAGGCACGCAGUGUGAGUUAAUCGCACAAUGACCCCCGAAGUGACCGUAGACAUCAGGAUGUCCCGGUUUCGACAUUAGGAAGCCAACCCUGAAGACCUUCAAUCGAUGAAACAGAUUCAAAAUGCG
Trematosphaeria pertusa is the source of this 1303-nucleotide messenger RNA. Its product is annotated as 2-dehydropantoate 2-reductase. Gene Ontology annotation, molecular function: 2-dehydropantoate 2-reductase activity. Gene Ontology annotation, cellular component: cytoplasm. Lineage: Eukaryota; Fungi; Ascomycota; Dothideomycetes; Pleosporales; Trematosphaeriaceae. The transcript has a single exon. The record is from RefSeq and is a predicted model, not a curated record. Gene Ontology annotation, biological process: pantothenate biosynthetic process. The coding region runs from base 43 to 1026 and encodes 327 amino acids.